Messenger RNA from Telopea speciosissima, 2477 nucleotides. Its product is annotated as subtilisin-like protease SBT5.4. The record is from RefSeq and is a predicted model, not a curated record. Lineage: Eukaryota; Viridiplantae; Streptophyta; Magnoliopsida; Proteales; Proteaceae. The transcript has 7 exons. Gene Ontology annotation, molecular function: serine-type endopeptidase activity. Bases 96 to 2426 code for a protein of 776 amino acids. Gene Ontology annotation, biological process: proteolysis.
UUCUACCACCUCCUGCCGUUGUUGGGGAGGAGAUUUUCUGCUACAAGCAGAGCUAUUAAAAACAGGGGAAGGAGAAGCCAAUCUACAGAGAACCGAUGGGGCGGUUCUCAAGGCUUCCGCUUUUCCUUCUUCCUGUUCUGGUUUUCUGCAUGUUGCAGAGACCCACGUUCGCUGUCAAAAACUCUUAUGUGGUAUACUUGGGAUCACAUUCACAUGCUCAUUCACAUGGUCGGGAAAUCUCACAAGUUGAUAUUGAUCUAGCGGAACAGUCUCAUUACGAGUUUCUGGCAGAUUACGUUGGAAGUCCUGAGGCAGCCAAACGAUCGAUUAUUUACUGCUACACAAGACAUAUUAAUGGUUUUGCUGUGAGACUUGAUGAAGAGAAAGCAGCUGAGAUCGCAAAGAAUCCCAGGGUCAUAUCAAUCUUCCCAAACGGAGCACUAAAAAAACAUACAACCCGGUCGUGGGAUUUUAUUGGACUGGAGAAAAAUGGUGUUGUUCCACCUGGAUCAAUCUGGGAGAAGGCCAAAUUUGGGGAGGAUAUAAUUAUUGGGAACUUUGAUGGUGGUGUCUGGCCGGAGUCAAAGAGCUUUAGCGACGAUGGGUAUGGACCCAUUCCAUCAAGGUGGAAAGGAGGUUGUGCGGACACCAGUCCUGAUGGAGUUCGUUGCAACAAGAAGUUGAUUGGUGCCAAGGCCUUCAAUCUAGGGUACCUAGCGGCCAAUGGUGAAACCUUCAACACCUCACGCGACGACGAUGAUGGUCAUGGGACCCACACUUUAUCUACGGCGGCCGGAAACAUAGUCCCUAAUGCUAACGUCUUCGGAUUAGGCAACGGCACGGCCAAGGGAGGAUCACCAAGGGCGCGCGUAGCUUCUUACAAGGUGUGCGGGAAGAGCAUAAAAAAUGGCGGUUGCUUCGACGCCGACGCCAUGGCCGCUUUUGAUGCCGCCAUUCACGACGGUGUUGACAUUCUCUCCCUCUCCCUAGGAAGCCCCCCAAGAGACUACUUAUAUGAUGCCUUGGCCAUUGGCUCUUUCCACGCUGUUAGGAAUGGUAUCCUUGUAGUAUUCUCGGCUGGAAACGAAGGUCCGGGGGAUGGCACCGUUACCAACGUGGCCCCCUGGUUGUUAACGGUGGCCGCCAACUCCAUGGACCGCCAGUUCCCGGCCUAUGUGAAGCUUGGCAACAAUAAGCAGUUCAAAGGGCAGAGCCUCUCCUCGGUUUCCUUGCCGUCGGACGGUAAGAUGUACCCUCUGGUGAGCGGUGAUGCCGCGACAGCGAAGGAUGCUUCAAUCGAUGACAGCACACUUUGCACGGUUGGGUCCCUGGACCCAUCCCUGAUAAAGGGGAAGAUAGUGGUGUGCAUGAGCGGUGGUGAGAACACGGGUGUGGAAAAGGGAGCACAGGCACUCUCGGCAGGGGCUGUGGGGAUUAUAAUUGUUCACGAUGACGAUUUGAUCCCUGAACCUCACAUGCUCCCUGCAGCGCAUUUGUCACACACAGACGGUUUUGUGGUGUUUGAAUACAUAAAAUCAACGAAAGCACCAAUUGCGUACAUCUCACCGCCCACGACGGAGCUGGGGACGAAGCCAGUACCUAGGAUGGCCUCAUUCUCCGCCCAGGGACCCAACAUUGUGACUCCCGAAAUUCUCAAGCCAGACAUCACUGCACCAGGGGAGGUUAUCAUUGCCGCCUUCACCGAAGCAGUGGGGCCCGCCGAUCAGCCUUACGAUACCAGACGAGUUGCCUUCACCAGUAUGUCAGGGACAUCUAUGUCCUGCCCUCACGUCGCCGGUGUUGCAGGCCUCCUCAAGUCACUCUACCCCCAAUGGAGCCCCGCCGCCAUCAGAUCUGCCAUCAUGACCACCGCAAGUACAAGAGAUAAUGUGAGAAAGCCGAUAAUGGAUUCAUCAAAUAAAAAAGCAACUCCAUUCAGCUAUGGAGCUGGACACGUUCAACCGAACCGUGCCAUGGAUCCUGGAUUGGUUUAUGACCUAACCCCCAUCGACUACUUGAACUUCCUAUGUACAAUUGGCUAUAAUGAAACUUCAAUCAAAGCCUUCUCUGAGUCUGAGCUUCCUUACAAAUGCCCCAAUCCUGCCGUCAGUCUCCUGGACUUCAACUAUCCUUCCCUCACAGUACCAAAUCUCUCUGGCUCCGCCACUUUGACGAGGAAAGUGAAGAAUGUUGGAUCAUCCCCAACUACAUACAGGGCCAUUAUUCGUCCUCCCUCGGGAAUUUUUGUUUCGGUUGAACCACAGAUCCUGACAUUCGAUUCUCUUGGACAAGAGAAGACAUUCAAAAUAACCCUGAAGACUAAGCGACCUGGUUAUGCUCAAGACUACGUAUUUGGCGAGCUUAAAUGGUUUGAUGGUGGUCACCAUGUCAAGAGUCAGAUUGUGGUUAAGGCAGCUGCAACAUAGAAGGUUUCCUGUUUUGAUCUUUUCUUUGCUUGGAUGAGAUGAGAGAGAGAG